AUGGGGCAGUUGGCGUCAAAUCAAAUUACUAGACCUGCAGGCGCUCUUCCCAGUGAUACAGAGAAUAACCCUCAAGUUAAUGCAGUUACACUCAGAAACGAAAGGGAAUUAGAGGAAGUGCCAAAGAAGGGAAAGGACAAGCCUAUACCUGAAGGGGAAUUGAUUCCUAAAGCAACACAUGAGUUAAAGAAAGAUGAUGCAAGUUCAGAGCCAGUUCAAUUGAAUAUUCCAUUGGUAGAUGUACUUCGCGAAAUUCAAAAGUAUGCUAAGUACAUAAAAGAUAUAGUGGCUCAAGAGAGGAGAUUGACUAAAUUCGAGACAGUCGCACUUACUGAAGAGUGCACUUCACAGGUCCAACACAAUCUUCCUCAAAAGCUUAAGGAUCCUAGCCACUUCUCCAUCCCUGUGCGAAUUGGUAAUAUCGAUGUGGGGCGUGUUCUUUGUGAUUUGGGGGCAAUCAUAAAUCCGAUGCCCUUGUCCUUGUUCAAGAAAUUGGGUCUGGGAGUUCCAAGACCAACCACUGUGAUGUUGUAA
Messenger RNA from Nicotiana tabacum (common tobacco), 534 nucleotides. Lineage: Eukaryota; Viridiplantae; Streptophyta; Magnoliopsida; Solanales; Solanaceae. The record is from RefSeq and is a predicted model, not a curated record.